CUGGCUAAGUCGUCCACGUUGGCACUACUGCUAGACCGAUCUGGAAUCAGAUAUUGCACUUUUUUCUCUUCUUUUUUCCCUUCUUUUCUCUCAAAAAAAAGAAAGCGAAUUUCGUUUUCCUUUCCUCCAAACGGCCCCCAGAUUUUCACGCAAAUAUCAGAAAAUCUCUUCAAUUCUUACUCUUUCUUUCCGAUCCAAACAGCAAUCUCCGAAAAAUCUUUCAAAAAAUAAAAAAAUCCCUAAUUUGAAGGCCGAAAAGAUUAAAUAUGGGAGAAGAAGCGAAGGUGAGUGAAUUUGAAACUAAAGGCGGAGACGAUAAAGAAGUCACCGCAACCGCUGCUGCCACCGUUAUUGACGACGAUGAUGAUGUUGACGAAAGAGUUCUCGAAUGGGAGAUGGGAUUACCUAAUUGCGAUGAUUUAACUCCGUUAUCUCAAUCCUUAAUCCCACCGGAACUGGCCUCUGCUUUUAGCAUCUCGCCGGAGCCUCGUCGGAGCGCUUUUGAUGUUAACCUCGCUUCUCACAAUACCAUCUCCUCCCUCCGCUCCACCGGAGCCCACUCCUCCACCACCAAUAACAAUAACAACAGCAAUAACACUAAUAACAAUUUCUGUUCUUUUAAUGACCCGAUGGUAGUUGAACCGGAAGGGGACGGUUCGGGGUCGGGCUCCGGAUCCGAACCGAAGAAGACGAAGAGGAUGGAUAUUGCAGAGGAAGCGGAUUCAGCAGUUAGGACAACGGAGAAUUCGGACGAUCCAUCUGCGAGGACAUUGAAACGACCGCGUUUAGUGUGGACACCGCAACUGCAUAAGAGAUUCGUCGAUGUGGUGGCCCAUUUAGGGAUCAAAAACGCGGUUCCCAAAACGAUCAUGCACUUAAUGAACGUCGAAGGCUUGACCCGUGAGAACGUCGCUAGUCAUUUGCAAAAAUAUCGGCUUUACUUGAAAAGAAUGCAAGGCUUAAGCAACGAAGGCCCAUCGGCUUCCGAUCAGCUGUUUGCAUCAACGCCAGUACCGCAGAGUCUCCAUGAGGGUGGAAGCGGCGGUGGAGGAAGUGGUGUUGGUGGUGGUAGUGCGAAUGGCAAUGGGCAUGUGGGGACGGCUAUCCCGAUGCCUUAUGGGGCACCGAUGAUGCCGGUACCGAUGCCGAUGUAUGGACAUGUGGGGAUGCAUCAAGUAGGGUAUCAUCAUCAUCAUCACCAGAAUGGGUAUGAAGCGAAUUCGUAUGGGAUGAUGCAGCAGACAGAUUGGUCUGGUGGGAAUAAAUAUACUUCAGUAGUGUCGUAUCCCCACCAUAUGGCUCCCAACGAUAAGUUAAAUUAGCUGGAUUUUUGUACAAAGAAUUUCAAUUACAUCUUUGCAUUACUAUAUCAAUCAUGGAUUAUUAUUCUUUUGUAGAUUCAUAAAUUUUUGAUCAACUUGGUGUUCACUUGACUCUCUGAAAUAGCUGGAUUCUCAUGGUUUUUGACAGACAGAUGGUUGCGUAUGAAGUAUUUAACCAUAUUUCGAUGGAGUAUUCCAGAUAUGAAUGAGACUUGAAUGAACAUGGCAAAGAGAUAAGAACAAACCUCUCGGUGGAUUGCUUUCUUGAUCUACUGAAAUAGUGGACAAGUUUUCUACGUAUAUAUUACAUCUUCUAGCUAGCUUAUUACCUGAUUGGUGCAGCAAGUACUCUAGCUGUUCACUCAUCCUCUACCUUAGAUUAGGCAAGUCCCAGAAACUACAUUAUUGUUAUUGAAUUGGUAAUUGCCAUUAACUUGUGUAUUAUUGAAUAUAUUAAACUGUCUUUUUUGGCCACGGAACAAAAGUGAAUAAAAACGCUAAGCAAAGGUCCAUCACGCAUCAUUAAUCUUGCUUGUUAUUGGAUAUAACUCAUCAGCAGAACUGCCACGUCAGAAAAUUGACCUUUAGAUAAGGGCAAUGGUAGCUCGCCAAGUUCCCAAUCAUUGGAAAGCUUGAGGUUAUCAGGGAAGAAAUUAACAAAUCGAUCUGGGGUUCUUUAUUCUAUUGUCUUGUGUAAUUUUGUUGGUUUGAGAUUUCUCGCACUUUAUUCCACGGUAUGGGCAUCUGAGCGCUUAUCCAAAUAUUUGUAAGGUCAUUGAACGUCAGCUUCGUCAACCACAAAACAAGGAAUUAUGGAAUAUUUUGUUUCUGGCCUCACAUGUGAAGGUGAAUGUUAGGGAUCUGGAUUCCUUUUAAUGCUCAAGCAAAAUUGUAUGCCCAAGUAAUAUAGUUACAAUUACAUGUGGAAUGUAAGUUUUGACACAAAGGAGCUAAAAAAUUUCUCAAUUUGAGAGCCUCGAAAUCAGAACUAUAUGCAGCAAGGCUACCAUCUGUUCAAUUUUUGUUGGUCUUUUGACCUUUUCAGCUAGUGCCUCUCCGAAAAGUUCCACUGGAUUGUCUUUGCAUCAUCUUCCGAUCAACAUUCCUAUGCCGUGGCCCUAACAGUUUCUGGCAUAUAACGUGGUAUGGUCCCCUCCAAUCGUCUGGAUGAUGGAUUCAUUAAGCCGAAUAACUUUAUGUUUCCUUUUUUUUUGGUGGGGCUGUGGGGGAGUUUUGAGAAUCUUCGAACUUCAUCCAGAAGUUCUUAGCUUUUGGCAAUAUCAAGCUUUUUCAAGUAAAUGUAGCAGCUGGUUGCAGUAUGUACAGGGUAGAUUCCAAUGAAGAGCAACUCAAAUCAUAGCACUUUGGAUUUUUCAAACCAAAAUGUAGCUUCC
This is a messenger RNA of Durio zibethinus, 2716 nucleotides long. RefSeq names its product transcription factor BOA-like. Gene Ontology annotation, cellular component: nucleus. Gene Ontology annotation, molecular function: DNA-binding transcription factor activity; DNA binding. Lineage: Eukaryota; Viridiplantae; Streptophyta; Magnoliopsida; Malvales; Malvaceae. Gene Ontology annotation, biological process: regulation of DNA-templated transcription. The record is from RefSeq and is a predicted model, not a curated record.